Molecule: messenger RNA, 3185 nt
Organism: Apus apus (common swift)
Lineage: Eukaryota; Metazoa; Chordata; Aves; Apodiformes; Apodidae
Gene: SUGP1
Product: SURP and G-patch domain containing 1
Exons: 14
Coding region: 21-2168 (715 amino acids)
Biological process (GO): RNA processing
Cellular component (GO): nucleoplasm
Molecular function (GO): RNA binding
Source: RefSeq, a predicted model, not a curated record
UGUGGGACGGCGGCUCCAAAAUGGACAACCCGAGGGAUGCGCCAGGGAAAGCGAGUCGUUGGUUUGGGGUCGCACAGUCUAAAUCAGCCAAGACCACCGUGAACAUUCUUCAGCAGGAGGAGCUGAUAGCGCAGAAAAAGAGAGAAAUCGAGGCCCGGCUGGAGCAGCAGGCAAAGCAGAACUGCCUGAGUAUCCAGCAGCUGCCUCUGCUUGGAGAAGAUGAUGGCACUGACAGCGAAGCCUGUGUUUCCAACAAGUUUGUUAAUGAUGGCAGUUUCCUCCAGCAGUUUCUCAAGCUGCAGAAGGAAAAGUCAAGUGCUGAACCUCCCCCAAGUUCCACUAGUAACUCGGGAAACACUUCAGCACCACCUGUUGGGAAGAGGCCGCUGCUGCUGGGGAAGCGGCCGGGGCAGGUCCUGAGCAGGAUGCUGCACCAAACGAAGAGCUACUCCCAUUCCAAACAGAGCCCCGUCUUGACCCGCCUCAGUGUCUUUCAGUCUCCAGAUGAAGAUGAGGAGGAAGAUUAUGAGCAGUGGUUGGAAAUUAAAGUUUUACCCCCAGAGGAUGCGGAGACCCGACAAGUGGUGGAAAAGCUGGCUAGGUUCGUGGCUGAAGGGGGACCAGAAUUAGAGAAGGUGGCUAUGGAAGACUACAAGGAUAACCCAGCUUUUUCGUUUUUGCAUGAUAAGAACAGCAGAGAAUUCCUUUACUACAGAAAGAAAGUGGCAGAGAUAAGGAAAGAGAAUCAAAGUUCUCAGGCAUCCUCUUCUCAGAAAGUUUCACCCCCAGACGACGAAGAGACAAAGAACUCUGCUGAGAAACUGGCCCGGUUCAUAGCAGACGGGGGUCCUGAGGUGGAAGCUAUUGCCUUGCAGAACAACAGAGAGAACCAUGCUUUCAGGUUUUUGUACGAGCCAAACAGCAAAGGCUACAGGUACUACCGGCAGAAGCUGGAGGAGUUCCGAAGGGCCAAGGCCAGCCCUGCCUCUGCCCCCUCGCCUGCAGAGGCCUCUCUGAAAAGGAAGAACGGCCCCGAAGCCUCACCCUCACCUUUGUGCUUGCCCUCUUUGCCCUUGCCCUCACCUUUACCUCUGCCCUUGCCCCUUCCCACCCCUCUGCCCUUGCCCCUUCCCACCCCUCUGCCCUUGCCCCUUCCCUCCCCCCUGCCCUUGCCCAUUCCCUCAGCCUUGCCCGUUCCUUCAGCCUUGCCCGUUCCCUCCCCUCUGCCUUUGCCCAUCCCUUCCCCUCUGCCUCUGCCCUUGCCCGUGCCCUCAGCCUUGCCCUCACCUUCUCCAUCCUCCUCCAUGACUCCACCUGACCAGACAGCCCCACCUGCUGCUGCCACCACCACCCCUGCUGCUGCUGCCACUACCAAAAAGAAGCGGAAGAGCCGAUGGGGGCCAGAGGAGGACAAGGUUGAACUGCCCCUCCCACAGCUCAUCCAGCAGCUGGAUUCCCCUUCCCCUCUUUCAGUUCAGGACCUGAAAGGUCUUGGUUAUGAAAAAGGGAAACCGGUUGGUUUGGUGGGUGUGACAGAGCUCUCUGAAGCCCAGAAGAAACAGCUGAAGGAGCAGCAGGAGAUGCAGCAGAUGUAUGACAUGAUCAUGAAGCACAAACGAGCCAUGCAGGAGAUGCAGAUGAUGUGGGAGAAGGCAAUUCAGCAGCACCAACACGGCUACGACAGCGACGAGGAGGUGGACAGUGAGCUGGGCACCUGGGAGCACCAGCUGCGCCGCAUGGAGAUGGACAAGACACGAGAGUGGGCUGAGCAGCUGACCCAGAUGGGCAGAGGGAAACAUUUCAUUGGAGACUUCCUUCCACCUGACGAGCUGGAGAAGUUCAUGGAGACGUUCAAGGCACUGAAGGAAGGACGUGAGCCGGAUUAUUCGGAAUACAAAGAGUUCAAACUGACUGUGGAAAACAUAGGUUAUCAAAUGCUAAUGAAGAUGGGCUGGAAGGAGGGCGAGGGACUUGGCUCGGAUGGACAGGGGAUUAAAAACCCAGUCAGCAAGGGGACCACAGCUGUGGACGGAGCUGGUUUUGGCAUCGAUCGCCCCGCCGAGCUGACCAAGGAGGACGAUGAGUACGAGGCGUUCCGCAAGCGCAUGAUGCUCGCCUACCGCUUCCGACCAAACCCUCUGAACAAUCCACGACGACCUUACUACUGAGAACGUUACGGGGACAACGUGUUUUCAAAGCAAGUGUAAUUUUCCUGUGAGAUGUUAUGAAACUGCAUUAUCAUUCUCUUAUUUGCUAAUAUUGUAAAACUCACUGAAGUCACAAUGCCAUCUUUUCACCCAGAAGAGCAGCCUGCCAGCUGCUCCCUGCACGUUCCAGUGUCACGACAUGUCGUGAGGAGGCCUGGGUGGUGUUGGCAGAGUGAGGCAGGUGGGAUGGAGGCCCUGACACGGUGCCAGUGGAAGGGUAGCACCAAAGAUACCAACAGGACUGGUUCAGGGGCUCCACUGGUGUUUAGCUUAGUGCCACGUUGCAAGGAAUGAGUUUGUUGUGUAAUGGCAGAUCCUCUGCUGCUCUGGGGUUGAUUUUUUGUUGUUGUUUUUUUUAUUUUUAAUUCCAAAUUUUGGGACUGGUUCUGACCCAGCUUUUGGGGCUGUUGUUCUGUCACACUGUUGUUUCCUGAAGAGCUGGCUUCUGAUGCUGUUGUGAAGCUCCAAGUAUAGUCUGACCUUCAACUGACAUUGCAAAACCAGUGCCUGGUUUGUUCUACCCAGGGCAAGUUCAUUCCAUGUCAGAGGAGACAGCUCCUUGUUUUCUUGAACACUAAGUUCACCCAGCGAGAGACUCUCUGUGGGUUGGGGUGGUGAAGAACCAAGCCUUCAAACACAGUUUGUGAAAGGCCAUUUGGAUUUUGUUGUCAUAAGAAAACCCCUCUACAACUAUGAAUUUUCUUCAUUCACUCUGUAAAUAAAGUAAAACUCAUUGGUUCCUUAGUUUUAAUCAUGGAGGUUCUGGAAUGAGUGGUGUCACUGUGGGUUUCUGUAGGCUCUAGAACUCUUGCCCUCCAAGCAUCUUGGAGAAAACAAAGUGAGGUUGGUUGGUUUGGUUCCUUUUGCAUUUGUUUUCCCUCAGUCCAACUACUUGGUGUGUGAUUCUCUUUUGUUAACUUUUCUAAACAAGGUGGAGUCAAGGACUUGGCUUUCAAUAAAAAACAUUUGAAAUAGUCA